UUUCAGAUACAAUCUUUCACACCAUCAAACUUACUACACCUGAGUUAUUAUGUUGAAACAAGAGAGUAACAACACUGGUAGUGGAGAGAACAACAGGGCACGAGCCUGUGACAUAUGCCGAUCAAACGCCUGCACCGUGUACUGCCAUGCUGACUCUGCCUACUUGUGCACGAGCUGUGAUGCUCAAGUUCACUCUGCCAAUCGCGUUGCUUCCCGCCAUAAACGUGUUCGGGUCUGCGAGUCAUGUGAGCGUGCUCCCGCUGCUUUUUUGUGUGUGGCAGAUGAUGCAUCUCUUUGCACAGCUUGUGAUUCAGAGGUUCAUUCUGCAAACCCACUCGCUAGACGCCAUCACCGAGUUCCAAUUCUGCCAAUCUCCGGAAACUCUUACAGCUCCAUGUCCACUCAUCACCAAAGUGAGACAACAAUGACUGAUCAAGAUAAGUUACCAAUUGUGGAGCAAGAGAGAGGUGUAGAAGGUGGUGAGGAUGCCAAGAAGGUGCCGUCGUGGUUGUUCACUAACUCAAAUAAAAAUAAAGGCAAUCAUAAUGACAAUAGCCAGAACAAUGGGUUUUUGUUUAGUGAUGCGUAUCUUGACCUUGCGGAUUACAACUCAAGUAUGGACUACCAAUUCACAAGUCAAUACAAUCAACAGCAACAAGACUGCGGCGUACCACAAACAAGCUACGGGGGAGAUAGGGUGGUUCCACUUCAACUCGAAGAAUCAAAGGGCCACCUGCACCAAAAGGGACAGAAUUUUCAAUUCGAUAUCACAAAUGGUUCCUCAGGAAGUCACUACAGCAACAAAGGUUCCCUAAACCAUAACGCAUACAUUUCAUCCAUGGAAACUGGUGUUGUGCCGGAGUCAACACCGCGUGUCAAAACAGCUUCACAUCCAAGAACGCCCAAAGCAACAGUAGACCAACUACCUGACCCUCCAAGUCAGAUGAUAACCCAACUCAGUCCAAUGGAUAGAGAAGCCAGAGUCCUGAGAUACAGAGAGAAGAGGAAGACAAGGAAAUUUGAGAAGACGAUAAGGUAUGCUUCAAGGAAGGCAUAUGCAGAGAGAAGACUAUGGGUCAAUGGCCGGUUCGCAAAGAGGAGAGAAAUCGAAGACGAGGACCACGAGUUCAACAUAAUGCUAAUGUACGACACAGGAUAUGGCGUUGUUCCUUCAUUCUGAUACUCUUAUGGCAAAAGUAAAGACUACUAGAUUGCACGCUGUAAAUUACUUUUAGAUUGAGAUUCUGUUAGGUUUGGUGAAAACAUCACCACCAAAUACCCUUUACUUUAUGGAAAUUACACAAAAACAAAAAUAGUAGUGAGACUGAAUACUCUAAUAACACACAACACUGGAAGACCAAUUGCUACUUUACAUACAGAACUAAAUUUCAAUUGCCUGAACUGACAAUGUCAAAAGUCGCAUUAAGGUCACAAAGCAGCUAGCUUGACUUAAAAUAUAGAACUACGAUAGAGACAGAAGCUCAAAUCACACUCCUCUGGCUCUGGGAUGCAUAUUUUCCUUAUCACCACUAUUAUGCAAAUGGGUCUGUAGUUUUGGCUAAUUAUUACUAUAGUAAUUCCUCU
Molecule: messenger RNA, 1584 nt
Organism: Camelina sativa (false flax)
Lineage: Eukaryota; Viridiplantae; Streptophyta; Magnoliopsida; Brassicales; Brassicaceae
Product: zinc finger protein CONSTANS-like
Biological process (GO): regulation of flower development; regulation of photoperiodism, flowering
Cellular component (GO): nucleus
Molecular function (GO): DNA-binding transcription factor activity; zinc ion binding; protein binding
Source: RefSeq, a predicted model, not a curated record